UAUCCUCAGUUAAUGCUAAUUAAACUGAAACAACAGGGGUAAAACUGUGUGGCACUGUUUUACCCUCGGAAACUUUUAGAAACUUCAAUAAUCGGCAGUUUAAUACAGAAAAAGACGCAUUUACGCCAUUUUACGACAGUCUUGAUUGGUGUACGACAGAAGCCGUGUUUGGACGAUAGACUCAACGUGGAGUUGUUUACUAUUUCUGACAGCCCUCUCGGAUGAAUAAAGUGAUAACGUUAAUUCCUCAAACCAGCACCCACCUGUUGGAAAUUAGACUGUGUGCCUAAAAGAAGAAAUGGGGAAACCAAAGAAAAAGAGUGAUCUCAGCCGAGCUGAGCUGAUGAUGAUGACUAUUGCUGAUGUCAUCAAGCAGCUGGUUGAAGCCCAUGAAGACGGCAAAGACAUCAAUCUCAACAAAGUAAAGACGAAGACUUCAGCUAAAUAUGGACUCGAAGCCCAGCCUCGAUUGGUAGACAUCAUCGCUGCUGUUCCACCACAAUACCGUCGCGCUCUGGUGCCCAAACUCAAGGCCAAACCCAUCCGCACUGCCAGUGGGAUCGCAGUUGUGGCUGUGAUGUGCAAACCACAUCGGUGUCCACACAUCAGCUUUACAGGCAACAUCUGUGUCUACUGUCCUGGUGGACCAGACUCAGACUUUGAAUACUCCACGCAGUCUUACACCGGCUAUGAGCCAACGUCCAUGAGAGCAAUCCGAGCACGUUAUGACCCCUACCUUCAGACAAGACAUCGGGUGGAGCAACUGAAGCAGCUGGGUCACAGCGUGGACAAGGUGGAGUUCAUCGUGAUGGGCGGCACCUUCAUGGCUCUCCCCGAGGAGUACAGAGACUACUUCAUCAGGAAUCUGCACGACGCCUUGUCAGGACACACCUCCAACAAUGUAGCCGAGGCCGUCAGGUACUCUGAGCGCAGUAACACCAAGUGUGUAGGAAUCACCAUCGAGACGCGGCCUGACUACUGCCUGAAGCGACACCUCAGUGACAUGUUGGGCUAUGGCUGCACCCGGCUGGAGAUAGGAGUCCAGAGUGUGUAUGAAGACGUGGCCCGCGACACCAACAGAGGCCACACGGUGCGAGCUGUAUGCGAGUCUUUCCACCUUUCAAAGGACGCCGGCUUCAAAGUAGUCGCCCACAUGAUGCCAGAUCUGCCUAACGUGGGCAUGGAGAGGGAUGUGGAGCAGUUUAUUGAGUUUUUUGAGAAUCCAGCAUUCAGGCCCGAUGGUUUGAAGCUGUACCCGACGCUGGUGAUCCGAGGUACGGGUCUGUAUGAGCUGUGGAAGACGGGCCGAUACAAGAGCUACACACCCAGUGCCCUGGUGGACCUGGUGGCCCGAAUCCUGGCGCUCGUGCCGCCCUGGACACGAGUGUACCGGGUGCAGAGGGACAUCCCCAUGCCGCUGGUGAGCUCCGGAGUGGAGCACGGCAACCUGAGAGAGUUGGCACUGGCCAGGAUGAAGGACAUGGGCACUGAGUGUCGAGACGUGAGAACCCGAGAAGUGGGCAUUCAGGAGAUCCACCACAAAGUCAGACCUUACCAGGUGGAGCUGGUGCGGAGGGACUACGUGGCUAAUGGCGGCUGGGAGACCUUCCUCUCCUACGAGGAUCCGGAGCAGGACAUCCUGAUUGGCCUGCUGCGUCUGCGUCGCUGCUCCCCACAGUCCUUCCGUCCGGAGCUGAAAGGAGGCGUGUCCAUCGUCCGCGAGCUGCACGUUUACGGCAGCGUAGUCCCCGUCAGCAGCCGAGACCCCAGCAAGUUCCAGCAUCAGGGUUUUGGUAUGAUGCUGAUGGAGGAGGCAGAGAGAAUUGCCAGAGAUGAACAUGGCUCUAGCAAAUUGGCUGUUAUCUCAGGUGUAGGAACAAGGAACUACUACAGAAAGAUGGGCUAUGAGUUGGAGGGACCGUAUAUGGUAAAGGACCUGUAUGGACCUGGAAUGGAUUGAACCUGGACAAUGUUUUCAUCUGAUCAGUGGAUACAGACGCACAUACACAUAAAAAUAAUUUUAUUUAUCAAGACAAUAUUCUCGGGACAUGGUAGCUGCAGUAUGUUUAGCGAAACUUGUUCUGUUUUCUUAGCAUCAGAGGAGAUAAUGGUUGGCACUUUUUCCCAGGCAGUGCUUUUUAUCUGGUGCACACCAGGCAAAGCUGUUGCAUCUCCUCCACUUUAUUUAGAUAAGGAGACGGUGUGAGAGGGUGUAAGGAAGCUCUCAAGUUUGGGAUUUGGGAUGAAGCCAGAGCAUCUUGUGGAGAAGGUCUUGAGUUCACUUUGAGAUGCAAACAUUCUUUACUGCUACAAUAAAAGAAUGUUGUUGUUUUUUAAAAAAGGUAAAAUUUUAGUCUGCUCCCCUAAAUAAUUUGUGUGUGUUCGUCUAGGAUGAGAAACCUGUUUAGCAUCAUGGUUUGAGUUAAUCAUGUUUAUGUUGCAAUUAAAUAGAAAACCCAUUAUGAGUCAAGCGUUCAUUAAUGGUUGGCAGUGGAUGAAUGAACAGUGGGAAGUGUCCUCGCUGGGCAGCCGUUGUGUAAUUGCACAAUUUUGAUUUAUAUGGCAGGAAAUUGAAUAUUAGUGUUACAUAAAUUGCUUUUUAAAGCCCUACAGUUAAUCCUAUUUCUUGUUUUUCUGUCAUGCAUUCUUGGGCUUCAUGUAUUCUAGUAAAUUCCAGAUGUUGAACACAUCACUUGACCAUUUUUUCUCAAGGAAUAAAGUAUAUUUCCGUCA
Molecule: messenger RNA, 2733 nt
Organism: Siniperca chuatsi (mandarin fish)
Lineage: Eukaryota; Metazoa; Chordata; Actinopteri; Centrarchiformes; Sinipercidae
Gene: elp3
Product: elongator acetyltransferase complex subunit 3
Exons: 15
Coding region: 299-1960 (553 amino acids)
Biological process (GO): tRNA wobble base 5-methoxycarbonylmethyl-2-thiouridinylation
Cellular component (GO): nucleus; elongator holoenzyme complex; cytoplasm
Molecular function (GO): acyltransferase activity, transferring groups other than amino-acyl groups; iron-sulfur cluster binding
Source: RefSeq, a predicted model, not a curated record